UCACGGGUGCAACGUAACACGUGUUAGGUCGAGUACGUUUACUUGUAGAGAGAGAGAAGACGUAGUGGCUCCGCUGGCAACGCAACGAGACUUCGUCGCCGACCCAUUGUAGCAGCAUUAGCAGAAUACACGGAUUACGUAACGUACACAAAAUUGUACAGCGACAAAAGUUGUGCAGCCAAGACCCCAACCAUUCACGCCCGAAACAUAGAUCUUGAGAAAUUCAAGCGUUGCAACGGUGCAGAAGGGCUCUAUGUGCUCCACCGUGACUUGGGCGAAUGGUACUUUAGUUUCCAAGAGCUUGCUACUGUGGUAUCGCGAGAGGUGCGUCCAGGUGGCCUGUAAUCCGGGUGUGCAUCAGCGACAAAAUGCUCAACGAGAUCAAGGCGGCGGUACUGUUCUUAGUAAAUCUGAUCGAAAAAAGCGAAAAAUUUAGUCCCGAUCAAUUGGAAUGCUUCAAGCGGCACCUGGUCCAACUGCUGACGGAACGCUUCAAAAAUCACUGGUUCCCCGACAAACCGUUCAAAGGCCAAGGCUACCGUUGCAUUCGCGUCAAUGGCCACAAUCGUCGGGACGCAACCCUGGAAAGUGCCGCGAACGCCGCUGGUGUCAAGUAUGAGGACCUGGCAUUGCCGGUGGAAUUGACGCUGUGGGUUGAUCCCAACGAAGUUUGCUGUCGAUUUGGUGAGAGCAAGGGGUCGUACUGUACGCUGGCAUCAUUCGAUGACAAAGAAAACACCGUACCCAUUUUCCAAGCCGAACAUAAUGAGAACAUAGAGAACGAGAAUAAGCCAGCCCACGUGGGGUCUAUCAAAAUACAGAAAUCCCCUCUAACCGCAAGUACAGAACAACAACAACCGAAAUCAAAACCAUUAAGCAUCGCUAAUCAAAAUCAACAGCAUAGCAAUAACGGUACAGGUAAGAGGCGCAACUUGAACAGUCCUAGGUUGCACCUGAACAGAAAUCGUUCGUGGUUUGGCCAUUCCUUCAGUAUGGGUUACGGCCCUCAUCCAAUCAACCAGCCAUGGUACAAUAUAAUGCCCCCGCAUUUCCUCGGUGGUCCUUCUCCGCCACCCUUUAUGGGACACCGAGGGAACAAGUGGGUACAUCAACCCUCUUAUCCCGCAGGACCCGCCCGUUUUCACCAUUGGUCUCCCAAAGCUGCUCUUAAGGUAUAAAGAGAAUCGUUUUAAGAAAAUAGUUAAGAAACCUGUUUCUCUUCUCGAAAAAAAAACCAGAAAAUUUGA
Messenger RNA from Mycetomoellerius zeteki, 1247 nucleotides. Its product is annotated as protein BTG3. Bases 369 to 1178 code for a protein of 269 amino acids. The transcript has 3 exons. NCBI's taxonomy places the organism in Eukaryota, Metazoa, Arthropoda, Insecta, Hymenoptera, Formicidae. The record is from RefSeq and is a predicted model, not a curated record. Gene Ontology annotation, cellular component: cytoplasm; nucleus.